Molecule: messenger RNA, 3510 nt
Organism: Lytechinus pictus (painted urchin)
Lineage: Eukaryota; Metazoa; Echinodermata; Echinoidea; Temnopleuroida; Toxopneustidae
Product: protein fem-1 homolog C-like
Exons: 2
Coding region: 179-2104 (641 amino acids)
Molecular function (GO): protein binding
Source: RefSeq, a predicted model, not a curated record
AUUUUUGGUUGGAGAAGAUCACAAUACAGUCAGUAGGUCCAUAAUAUGAUGAAGUUUUCCUCUUGAGUCAUCGUGAUCGUGUUGCCCAUCACCGUGUCCAUCCUACGAACAAUUGCCCGCUCUUUCAUCUUUGCCUGACCUAAAGAAGAACGUGUUUGAUUCCUGGAACUAAGUGAAAAUGGCGUCUUCCAAGAAGUCUCGAAACUCCCGUGCCAUUAACUUGGUAUCAAGAAUGGAAAAGACCCCGACGAUGAGCUUGAAAGAUAUCAAAAAAUUCGCUGCUUCCCACCCCAAAGACUUCGAUGUGAAUGGUCGAAACAAGCACGGAAAGACUGCCUUGAUGUUUGCUUGUGGAAGUCGUAACACCGAACUGGUUGCGUUCUUACUUGAUCAGGGUGCCGAUCCGAAUUCUCAAUGUGAAUGUGGUAAUUCACCAAUUUAUUUUGCCGUCUUUGAUACCUGCUGCUAUAGUAUCUAUGAGUUUAAACAUGCUUAUUCUCUAGUUCCUGGUACAAUAGAAAGGAAGGUAGACAUUCUCAGACUACUUAUCGACCAUGGAGCAACUCCAAUGUGUAACUCCAAAGGUUUGGACCCGUGUUGUCUGGCAGCAAUGUGCAAGCAGUCAGACUUGGUGAACUUUUUCCUCCAGAGGAAUACAAGGUAUAUGCAGCUGUCAGAUGAAGAACAGAUACGAGCUCUAGAAAUACUCGGGGUGACCGUUAUUUUAGCUGAAGAUUAUUCCCUUGAUGGAGACGUUGAAAGUGCGUACACGUAUUUAUCUAGAGCUAAAUCUAUUCGCAAGAAAAUAUCCAGUGCUUCUUCUGAGGAAAGAAGAAAAUACACCUUCUCAAACGGCUUUUCCAUUUUUUCAGGAAUGGAAGUUGAUUUUGAAGAAUGGAGGAGUAGUCAGUUUGACAAGUGGAAUAUAAUUACCCAAGCAUUCUUGAUAGCAGAAAGGACUCUACCAGAGAACAUUGUAAUGGACUACUUCGUGCCGAAACUUCUUUUGCACGCCCGAAGUGGUGUAUUUCAUUAUCGCAGGGACAUCGAGAUGAAAGCACUUCAGAUCUUCAAGGAUGCAGUUCAGUUGGAACAACAAUCGAAGCUCAAGAUUGGUUCAGUGAUAGGGUGUAUCCUUGAAGGCUUGCGAGGAGUAGAUGUGAAAUUUUGGAAAAAUUAUGACGUGAAGGAGUGUAUUUCAAUCAUGAACUCUUGCUUGCCAAUAUUUGAAAGCGCUCCAAGACGUAUUGUUAGAAAGGCACAGGAAGAAAUGCUGAAGUGUCUUGGUUCGGACUUGAUAGCGAUUGCAAUGUCCAGCUGCCCCGAAUCAACAGAGACAUUUGAAUCGUUACUGACGUUUGCAGAACAAUUUGUGAAAACCAUCAGAAAGAAAUGUAAAGGAUGUAAUGUCACAUCUGUCAGCCAUGAUAUCAUCGUACGAUGUCGGAAUUACUUACUAGAUAGAAGAGUACGUGUCAAUGACACAAAGUUAAAGCGUUUGAAACGAUUGAUUUCAAGGUUAGUACAGUGUGAAGAUGCUACCCAUCGGAAUAUUGACAGGAAUACAAUGCUUCAUUCCUUGAUGAAAAUGCACCUGAGUAUAUAUCCGCAGUUUCUGAAGGAUGUGGCAUUGGUUCUCAUUCGGAAUGGAUGCGAUCCAAAGAAGAGAAACAAUCGCCAUGAAACAUGGGAAGAGGUGAUUGAUUAUUUGCCGUACACAUUGACUCCAGAGUUCAAAGAUCUCAAGGAGAUAAUUACGUCUCAAAGUCAUUCGGUCUUACCUCUCGAGGAAAUCGCCUCAAGGACCAUUCUCCGUCAUCACAUCACCCAUGAGGGCGUCCUACCUAAGAAUCUUUCUCGCAUCGUAACUGGAGAUCUUUGGCCACCAGACAGCUCUAAGUCGGACUUGGAAGGCGGCAGAGAGAGAAAUGAAGAUCGUGAUCUGGACUCGGAUUAUGAUAUUGAUCUGGAAUGCGAACCGGAAAGCGAUUCAGAGUAUGAUUCACACAUGUAUUUUGAUUCAGACUCUGAUUCAGACUUCUUUUUUCAUUCUAUGAGCCGAUAUGGUUAUUAUGAGGGAAGUUCUUCUGAAUUUUAUGAUUGAGACUCAUGUUCAUCUGAUGCUUCUUCUCCAUUUAUAUUUCUAGAGGCGAAUAAUGAUAACAAAACGAAGAGAGCGGGAAUUUGGAGACAUCAUAACACCAGAGCAGAACUAGACGAAUGUGACGCUUGUAAGGGCCUAUAUACGAAUUCCCGAAUGCUAAUCACUUGGUCACUCUUUAUGGUCAAGGAUUGUUUGGAUUCUUGUGUUUAUUCUACGCCCAUAGCUUUAAUAAUUGGCGUCGGGUUGUUGUUGUUUCGACCGGGUCUAAUAAUUCCCAGACCCUACCGUGAUAUAUUCGUUAAUUGUUAUAUUUUUGUAUUUUGUCUGUUAUUGCAGUUUUAAAAAUUCAUUUCAUACUUCAUAAUGUUUUUCAUUCUAAAUUUUAUUUCAUCUUUUUUUUGGGGGGGGAGCAAUGAGUUUAAUUGGUAGCACAGUCCGUCAUAGAGUAGUCGAAAUUAGUAUAAAAAACAACAUUUUAAGGGGUUCUGGUCCAGGAAUUCAGUGUCCUGUUUAUGUACCCUGUAGUGAUUGAGAGACAUCUUUUUUAACAAGUACAUUUUAUGGAAAUUACAUAGAAAAAGUUACUAUCAAAUGCAACUGUCAUCAAAUUGAAAUACGUCCGUUUUGAUUUUUAACAAAAUCUUAAGUGUGCAUUCAGGAAUUGUCCUUCAUUUUUUGUUACUUGCCUUUUAUGUUAAAUCUCUGUCAUGAUACAAAGUGAAAACAAAUUGCAUACAAAUCGUCAACCCUGUUUAUUUUAUAUAAAGCAAAAACAAAACAAAAAAAGAUUACAUACAAACAAGAGAACCUAUGAAUGAAGGUAUUACCUUAGAUUAAAAAAAAAAAUAUUGUGGCUUUUCGAAGCUGCCCCAAAUUAUGUCAUGUUAUCAAAAAUUCCGUAAAUUCCCAUUUUUUCCAUACUUCAUUAUAACUGAAAAGAAAAUUCUGAUACAAUUGUCGAUGUAAUCGUACGUUUGAUUGAAUUGAAAAUGAUGAAUGUACUGUUUUUCAGUUAUCUGGAAAUAACAUUUUAUGAAUUUUAGAACAAAUAAUUAUGACAGAGCUAUUCGUAUUUGACGUCACAAAAUUAAAACAUAUCAAUUUAUUUAUUUAUUUAUUUAUUUUGUUUUAUUUACCCAGGGUAGUCUCUUCAGUAUACAACUGCUUUACAAGAGAGCCCUGUUCAAAUGUUAACAAUAAAAUAUUACAAUAUCAUACAAUGUAAAAAGAGUAAAACAUUACAUACAACAUACAGAGAAAACAACUAUAAAAACCAGAGAACAACAAAUAAUACCAGCAUGAUAAAAAUAGAAAUACUAAAAAUAGAGUAAUACAAUAAAAUCAAUUAACGCCAGUUAUGUCAUAAUGGCGGUCUUAUCCUCGAUUUUUUUUUAUUAACAUCAAGU